Messenger RNA from Drosophila gunungcola (fruit fly), 2677 nucleotides. RefSeq lists its product as uncharacterized. Gene Ontology annotation, molecular function: zinc ion binding; metallocarboxypeptidase activity. Gene Ontology annotation, biological process: proteolysis. Bases 16 to 2634 code for a protein of 872 amino acids. The record is from RefSeq and is a predicted model, not a curated record. The transcript is spliced from 3 exons. NCBI's taxonomy places the organism in Eukaryota, Metazoa, Arthropoda, Insecta, Diptera, Drosophilidae.
UGGAUUAGUGCCAGCAUGAAGCUUCUACUGGUGUUGCUGUCGGUUUACAUUCUUACUUUUUGCUUGGCUGAACGCCGGAGGUUCGACAACUACAGGGUUUACAGAGUGAACCCAACGAAGGCGAUUCAAUUGGAGGGACUGCGACCUUUGGAGGGCAGAAGCGAGGAUGCUUUGAUUUUGAACAACCUCCAUCUUGGCCCCACUGAUUUCCUAGUAGCUCCCGGCUACGUCCAAACCUUUUUGGAACUUCUCAAAGGCUUGGACCUUGCUCCCGAACUCAUCGACAACAAUGCCCAAGUCAGUUUGUCCCUGGAUAUAGAGCCCGUGGCGGAUGCAAAUCGCCGCAGUGAUGAUUACUCCUGGACGGAAUACCACGAGCUUAACGACACCCAUCGCUGGCUGCAGAAUCUGGUGGGCAAGUACCCGGAUAUUGUCAGUGUCUUUGUGGCGGGACAGAGUUACGAGGGACGAGAGCUGUUGGGUCUGAAAAUUAAUCACAUCGAUGGCAGGGCGGACAAGCAGUCCAUCUUCUUGGAGGCUGGAAUGCAUGCAAGGGAGUGGAUUGGUCCUGCCACAGCCACGUACUUCAUCAACGAACUACUGACCUCCCAGCAGCCGAAGAUCAAGGGUCUGGCCAGAUCCUAUGUGUGGUACAUACUGCCCCAUGCGAACCCGGAUGGUUAUGUCUACACCCACAAAACGAAUCGCAUGUGGCGCAAGACGCGAAGUCCACAGGACAAUAACUGCAUUGGGACGGAUCCGAACCGAAACUGGGACUUCCACUGGCGGGAGGUGGGUGCCAGUUCUGAUCCCUGCUCGGAGUCAUAUGCCGGACCCAAGGCGUUUUCCGAACGCGAAGUGGAGACCCUCUCGCAGUACCUUCGGUCCCUGCCGGAACCCAUGUUCAUGUACCUCUCGCUGCACUCGUUCUCCCAGCUGCUGCUAUAUCCCUAUGGUCACACAUCCACGCUGCCGGAAAAUCAUAGGGAUUUGGAACAGAUCUUCAAUGCAGCAGUGGGUGCAGUGAGGCGGCGUUAUGGAACUCGUUAUACGGGAGGCAAUGUCUACGAUGCGAUCUAUCCGGCGGCUGGUUCUAGCAUGGAUUGGGUCUACGGGGAGCUCAAUGUGAAGUACUCCUUUACCUACGAGCUGCGUCCCUCUGGCUACAGUUUCUGGACCGGCUUUAGACUACCCGCCUCCCAAAUAGUACCAACUGGACAGGAGACCACGGAUUCGUUGGUGCAGAUGAUCAAAACAGCUGCUCAAAUUGAGGGUUAUAAAAUUCAAUUCGGAGUGUUCUUAUCGAUGGCCUAUAAAAGGAGGUGGUGUAGUCGUUGGUGGCUCAAAGCAACGACGACCAUGUCGCUGACGAAGUGCCUCCUCUUCACCCUGCUGGCCAUCGUGGCCAGCGUGUCCGCCGAGCGGGUUCGCUACGACAACUACCGCAUGUACAAGGCCAGCUCGGAGAACGCCAAGCAGCUGGCGGUGCUGAAGGAGCUGGAGGGAUCCAGCGACUCGAUCCUCUUCCUGGACGGAGUCCACCUGGUGGGCGCCGAUGUCAAGAUCGUGGUGGCACCCCACAAGGUGCCCGACUUCCUGGAGAUUCUGGGCAAGGCGGAGAUCAAAUACCAGCUGCAGUCGCGCGACUUGCAGAAGUCGCUAGACGAGACCGACGAGAAGGUGGCCAUCAAGGGACGCGCCACCAGGGCCAGCUACAACUGGGCCGAGUACUACGAGCUGGACGACACCUACGCCUGGAUGCAGUCGCUGGCCCAGAAGAACCCCGGCGUGGUCACGCUCAUCGAGGGCGGCAAGACCUACCAGGGACGCUCCAUCCUGGGCGUGAAGAUCACCAGGGGGGGAGCCAACAAGCCCGGCAUUUUCCUGGAGGCCGGCAUCCAUGCCCGCGAGUGGAUCGCCCCGGCUGCCGCCACCUACAUCAUCAACCAGCUGCUGACCUCCGAGGUGGCAGCCGUCAAGGAGCUGGCCGAGAACUACACCUGGUACGUCCUGCCCCACGCCAAUCCCGAUGGCUACGUCUACACCCACACCACGGACCGCCUGUGGCGCAAGACCCGCACUCCGUACGGCAGCUGCUUCGGCGCCGAUCCCAACCGCAACUGGGGCUUCCACUGGAACGAGGUGGGCGCCAGCAGCAAUGCCUGCACCGACACCUACGCCGGACCCUCGGCCUUCUCCGAGAUCGAGACCCGCUCCCUGUCCAGCUACAUCGCCUCGCUGAAGGGCAAGAUCCAGCUGUACAUCUCCCUGCACGCCUACUCCCAGUACCUGCUGUACCCCUACGGACACACCGCUGACCUGCCCGACAAUGUGGGAGACUUCGAGAAAGUCUUCAACGCCUCCAUUGCCGCCGUGAACAAGCGCUACGGCACCAAGUACACUGGCGGUAACAUCUACGAUGCCAUCUAUCCGGCGGCCGGAGCUAGCGUGGACUGGGCCUACGGCACCCAGGAUGUGCGCAUGUCCUUCUGCUACGAGCUGCGUCCGUCCUCAAACAACUUCAUCACCGGCUUCAAGCUCCCCGCCGCGCAGAUCGUACCCGCCAGCGAGGAGCUGCUCGACUCCAUUGUGGCCAUGGCCGCCGAGGUCAAGAGCCUGGGCUACUUCGACUAGUCGACUAGUCGUGCAAUAAAGUACUCACAGUUUUACGGCAUAA